AUGGGGAAGCAUCUCCUUCCCCUCCUCGUGGCAGUAGCAACCAUCCUCGCCGCCACCGCCGCCGCAAGCCCCGCAAACACGGUGAACUCAACGACGGAGCCAACAGCAUACGAGAUGCUAGGGCGAUAUGGCUUCCCAGUCGGCCUCCUCCCAGAGGGUGCGCAGAGCUACAAGCUCCAACAGGACGGCUCCUUUGAGGUGCACCUCGCAAACGAGUGCAGGUUCCGCGUAGGCGGUUACAGCAUCCACUACAGCAGCCGCGUCGCCGGAAACAUCCAGAACGGCGCCAUCAACGGGCUCGAAGGCGUCAAGGGGAAUUUUGAGAACUUUUAUUGA
Molecule: messenger RNA, 336 nt
Organism: Brachypodium distachyon (stiff brome)
Lineage: Eukaryota; Viridiplantae; Streptophyta; Magnoliopsida; Poales; Poaceae
Exons: 2
Coding region: 1-336 (111 amino acids)
Source: RefSeq, a predicted model, not a curated record